CGCGUUUAUGGAACAUGUCCUAUACUGCCGGCUCUUGUACUGAGCUCGACCAGCUACCCCCCGCCUUAAGCCCGGCGGUUGUUCAGGAUCGUACGGAGGGCGGAGUGCUAGUUGCUACAAAGAAUGAACCACAUGGCUCGCAGUUUACGGCACAUAAUCGCCAACCUCUGCGGCUCGGGAAUGACAAUCACGAUCCUGAAGCUGUUGUUUGAUGACUUUGGAGGCGGCUUAAAUGACAGUGCUCCCGGUGCAUUAAUCCCCUACAUCGAAAAAGAGUAUGGCAUUGGCUAUGCGGUCGUGUCUCUCAUAUUUGUGACCAACGCCUUGGGAUUCAUCCUCGCUGCACCCUGUACCCAUGUCCUUGAAGCCCGUCUCGGCCGCGCUUGGACAUAUUCGCUGUCUUUAUUAAUGGUCGCCAUUGCACAUGCAGCAAUAAUUGCCAAACCGCCGUUCGCUGUGGUCGUUUCAUGCUUUUUCUUCAUUGGAUUCGGGCUUGCGGUUAGCCUGGCACUCAACAACGUUUUCUGUGCCAACCUAGUGAACAACACGGCUGCACUUGGGGGUCUCCACGGCGCUUAUGGCGUCGGUGGUACGAUUUCGCCGCUAAUCGCAACUGCAAUUUCGGCGAGCGGCAUCCCCUGGAGCAUCUUCUACGUUAUCCCGCUUGCCGUUGGGCUUAUCAAUAUCGUAUUCUCGGUUUGGUCUUUCCGAGACUAUGAGAAAGACCUAUCCGUCCACCAGCCCCCUACUGCCCGACAAGUAUCUCCUCAACAUUCUGCUCAGAGCACAGGAGCCCAUAGAGACCAUGCUCUUAAGAAAGCCAUCAAGAAUAGGGUCACGCUACUGGGAGCGUUGUUCAUAUUUGCGUACCAAGGUGCCGAAGUUUCCAUUUCUGGAUGGGCCGUGUCUUUUCUUGUUGCUUAUCGCGGGGGGGAAAUUGCCAAGGUCGGAUAUAUUAGCACUGGCUUUUGGGCUGGCAUUUCCCUAGGCCGGUUCCUUCUGUCUCAUCCUGCUCAGAAACUUGGGAGAAAGGUCUCUACGGCCGGCCUCAUAGCGGGUUCAGCGUUUCUUCAACUGCUCGUCUGGCUAGUUCCUAACAUCGUUGGUGAUGCCAUUGCGCUCGCCAUUGUCGGUCUUCUGCUUGGUCCCAUAUAUCCGUGUGCCACAGCUGUUUUCGCGACAUUGCUUCCACGUGGAAUCCAGCUUUCGAGUCUAGGAUUCGUUAGCGCCAUGGGUAGCAGUGGUGGCGCAGUAGCGCCGUUUUUCACCGGUCUUCUCGCACAGAAUCUUGGUACAGUAGUGCUACACCCGAUAUGCAUAAUGCUGUAUGCUGUGAUGCUUGUUUCUUGGGUUUUCCUUCCAAAGAUUCGAAAAGAGGACUGAAUGACCAAACAGUUCGCAUCCUUAAGGAACCAACACAACUUCCUAGCCUCAGGACAUAAACUAUUGAUCAGUAAUUCUCCCCAAAGGUGGGAGCAAUAAUGCCCCGUCCACCAACGUCUCUAUCCUUUCCACUUUAUACACACAUAUUCAUUGCGCAGAUAACAUGAAACUAGGUUGAACGUACAGAGUACAGAUGUGCUAGUUUAUAUAUAUCUUUGAUAUAA
Messenger RNA from Coccidioides immitis RS, 1607 nucleotides. Its product is annotated as MFS efflux transporter. Gene Ontology annotation, molecular function: transmembrane transporter activity. Gene Ontology annotation, cellular component: membrane. The transcript has 2 exons. Lineage: Eukaryota; Fungi; Ascomycota; Eurotiomycetes; Onygenales; Onygenaceae. Gene Ontology annotation, biological process: transmembrane transport. The coding region runs from base 124 to 1383 and encodes 419 amino acids. The record is from RefSeq and is a predicted model, not a curated record.